Molecule: messenger RNA, 1008 nt
Organism: Suncus etruscus (white-toothed pygmy shrew)
Lineage: Eukaryota; Metazoa; Chordata; Mammalia; Eulipotyphla; Soricidae
Gene: NPBWR1
Product: neuropeptides B and W receptor 1
Exons: 1
Coding region: 1-1008 (335 amino acids)
Biological process (GO): neuropeptide signaling pathway
Cellular component (GO): neuron projection; membrane
Molecular function (GO): neuropeptide binding; neuropeptide receptor activity
Source: RefSeq, a predicted model, not a curated record
AUGCACAAUGCGUCCUCCCUGGGGUUCACCAACAACAGGUCCUGCGGGUCCCUGCCUCUGGGAUGCUCCAACGCAUCCUUGCGCUGGGAUGCGCCCCCUCCUCCUCCUCCGCUACCUCCAUCCUUGGCCGUGGCGGUGCCCGUAGUCUACGGGGUCAUCUGCUUGGUGGGCUUGGUGGGCAACUCAGCAGUGCUCUACGUGCUCCUAAGAGCCCCACGCAUGAGGACAGUCACCAACCUCUUCAUCCUCAACCUGGCCAUCGCAGAUGCGCUCUUCACCCUUGUGCUGCCCAUCAACAUCGCAGACUCCUUGCUGCACCGCUGGCCCUUUGGGCAGCUCCUGUGCAAGCUCAUCGUGGCCAUCGACCAGUACAACACCUUCUCGAGCCUCUACUUCCUCACCGUCAUGAGCGCGGACCGUUAUCUGGUGGUCCUGGCCACCACUGAGUCACGCCAAGUGGCCGGGCGCACCUAUGGCGCAGCUCGCGUGGUCAGCCUGGGAGUCUGGGCACUGGUGACACUCAUGGUUCUGCCCUUCGUGGUGUUUGCCCAGCUGGACGAGGAGCAGGGCCGGCCACAGUGUGUGCUGGUUUUCCCCCAGCCCGAAGUCCUGUGGUGGAAGGUGAGUCGCCUCUACACCCUGGUACUUGGCUUUGUCAUCCCGGUGACCACCAUCUGCGUACUCUACACCACCCUGCUCUGCAGGCUGCGCUCCAUCAGGCUGGACAAUCAUGCCAAGGCGCUGGGCCGUGCCAAGAAGAGGGUGACCGUCCUGGUGGUGGCCAUCGUGGCUGUGUGCCUCCUUUGCUGGACGCCCUAUCACCUGAGCACGGUCGUGGCACUCACCACCGACCUCCCGCAAACCCCACUCGUCAUUGCCAUCUCCUACUUCAUCACCAGCUUGAGUUAUGCCAACAGCUGCUUCAACCCCUUCCUCUACGCCUUCUUGGAUGACAGUUUUCGCAAGAGCUUCCGACAGUUGCUGGCAUGCCGACCCCCCAAUGCCUGA